Diabrotica balteata is the source of this 1857-nucleotide messenger RNA. The record is from the annotation of a GenBank genome assembly. NCBI's taxonomy places the organism in Eukaryota, Metazoa, Arthropoda, Insecta, Coleoptera, Chrysomelidae.
AUGGCCAAGAAUCCACAAGAAGUGGUGUUUGAAGGCUGGCUGACAAAAUCACCACCAACAAAACGAAUCUGGAGGGCUAGGUGGAGAAGAAGGUGGUUUUUACUGACACAUUCUGGAGAGCUACCUGGUCAAUAUAUUCUCACAUAUUACACUGAUAGAAAUUGUAGGAAGCUUAAAGGAGUCAUCAAUUUAGAUCAAUGUGAACAAGUUGACUUAGGGCUAAAAUUAGAUGAAAGAAAAUUAAAAUUUGAUCACGUUUUUGAUAUAAAAACACCAACUCGUACUUACUACUUAGCGGCCGAUACAGAUAAUGAAAUGAGGUCCUGGGUGACAUGUAUCUGUAAAGUAUGUGGCUUAAAAUCUACAAGUGAAGAAGAAGAGGGACAAACUACAGAUCCAUGUCCUUAUGUGGAAGUUACUGAAGAACCUAGUGAGAAGAGAAUUACGUUAUUGAAUAAUUUUAAUGAUACACCACCAGUAUCUCCUGUUAGUACUAGUCCAUACAUUCCUAUUUCGGAGUGUAUUACUGGAAAAUCGCCUAUAUUUGAUCCUAAGGAUUUUAAGACAUUACUACAGUAUAACAUGAAAAACACAAUAUUUAAAUCUGAUCCAAUAACGCACACCAACGAAAGCUAUGAACUUCCACAAAGAAACUAUUUAAAUUGCCUAAACGUUCAAGAGGAUCCUAGAUUUUAUGACUGUCCAAGGAAGCUGGGACCUCCAGUGCCAAUCCAAAAAGUUGAAAUAGAGAAUGAAAAAAAUCAUUCGCCCCUACAAAGUCCUACAGAUUCUGAUAGUGUAUUUAAUGAUGAAGACUGGCCACACAACUCGUCUUCUGAUUUAAAUACAUCUAAAAAUACAAGAAAGUCAGAAAGUUCCGAUGAUGGAGAGAAUCUCGUAGCAACUAAAAAAUUUACUAAAUCAAAUACUAAUAAUGGAAUUACUACUGCAGCUGCGCCUCCACCUAGGCCACCAAAACCAGCACAUAUCGCACCACUUCCAUGUUACCUUAAUCUAACGCCUACUAAAACAAUCAAGGACGCAGAAAGUGAGAAUGUAAAAAGCGAAACUCAACAGCCCAAGUUGACAGACGAUAUGUACGACUUUCCUAGAUCGCAUCACAUAGAAACGGAUGCUACCUUAAAACGAAGACACUGUUAUAAUAAUGCUGCGCCCGUGCCUUGCCCUGAGGGUACUAUUUUUAGAUACGAUAUUUCUCCAAAACCUACUACAAGCACAACGGUCUUUCGAUACGAUCUGGAAGAAGGUCAAGAUGAACCUCCCUCUCCAGCCCAUUCUCAUUCUUCGUCCGCGCCUGCCUACUCUAAUUUACCUAGUCCUUCUUUAAGUGUAACACAACUAAUGCCUCCGCCGAUGGUUAAUAGGGAGCUGAAACCAAAAAGAAAAUUAUCCGACUCACAUUCGAUUUGUUCUAAUCCCGAACCACCUUCACCGAGAAGCGCACCUUCUGUCGAUCGAAAAUUAAAACCGCCAACACCUUUGCAGGAGGCUCACAUGAGAAAACAUUUCAACACAGAAGAAGACCAGCGUAAAAUUCGAGCAGCACCAAGUCCAACACCACCAAAUCUAGGUCGUUCUCAUGACAGUCUACUUUCCCAAACAGAGGGUGAACAAGUCUAUCAUUACCUUUCGGGCAAAAUGCAGUACCUGGACCUAGAUCUUGAGGGAACCAGUAGUUCGAGUUUUACCGGCAAUAGUACAAAAACGACUCCUGCUAAACAACAGGAAGAUACCGUAUAUAAAAAAGUCGAUUUUAUGAAAACACAAGCAUUUAAUAUCACCAGAAAUAUUUUAGAAAAGGAACGACAAGAACCUGUAACGUUCGUGAAAAAAUGA